Molecule: messenger RNA, 2017 nt
Organism: Xenopus laevis (African clawed frog)
Lineage: Eukaryota; Metazoa; Chordata; Amphibia; Anura; Pipidae
Gene: stk4.L
Product: serine/threonine kinase 4 L homeolog
Exons: 11
Coding region: 219-1676 (485 amino acids)
Biological process (GO): protein tetramerization; signal transduction
Cellular component (GO): cytoplasm
Molecular function (GO): nucleotide binding; protein serine/threonine kinase activity; ATP binding
Source: RefSeq, a predicted model, not a curated record
AACCCUUGCACAUGUCUCUGUGUGUGUGUGUGUGUUUGUGCACCCUCAGCUUCCGCCUCUGCUUUCCUGCUUCCGUCUGCUAGAGAUGCAGCCGCUGUUGUCUGCUCUGCUCUUCUGGGAGGAAAUGGUGAGGUGAGACUGCCAGGUGCCAGCAGUUUCAGGAGCCUCCAUGCUGUGCUUUUACCCUGCUUGCUGCAUUGUGACUGCUGGGCGAAAGCAUGGAGACUGUACAGCUAAGGAAGAACCCCAGGAGACAUCUGAAGAAGCUGAGUGAAGAAAGUCUCAAUAAGCAGCCGGAAGAAGUGUUUGAUGUCCUCGAGAAACUUGGGGAAGGGUCCUAUGGCAGCGUAUAUAAAGCGAGCCACAAAGAAACAAGCCAGAUUGUUGCCAUUAAGCAGAUUCCCGUGGAGUCUGACCUUCAAGAGAUUAUCAAGGAAAUUGCCAUCAUGCAGCAGUGUGAUAGCCCGCAUGUGGUGAAGUACUACGGGAGUUAUUUUAAAAACACAGAUCUGUGGAUCGUAAUGGAGUUCUGUGGAGGGGGAUCCGUCUCUGACAUUAUCCGACUCCGGAAACAGACGUUAAAAGAGGAUGAAAUUGCAACUAUUCUGCAGUCGACCCUCAAGGGACUGGAGUAUCUUCACUUUAUGAGAAAGAUUCACCGAGACAUAAAGGCUGGGAAUAUAUUGCUGAGUUCUGAAGGCACCGCCAAGCUGGCUGACUUUGGAGUGGCUGGGCAGCUCACAGAUACAAUGGCAAAGCGCAACACAGUCAUCGGGACGCCAUUUUGGAUGGCCCCAGAAGUGAUCCAGGAAAUCGGAUAUAAUUGCGUGGCUGACAUCUGGUCCCUCGGUAUCACCGCAAUUGAAAUGGCGGAAGGAAAACCCCCAUAUGCCGAAAUUCAUCCAAUGAGGGCAAUAUUCAUGAUACCUUCCAACCCGCCCCCUACAUUUAGAAAACCCGAACUCUGGUCCAAGGAUUUUGUGGACUUCAUUAAUUUAUGUCUUGUGAAGAACCCUGAACUGAGGUCCAGUGCCACGGAGCUACUGCAGCACCCCUUCGUCAAAACAGCCAAAGGGGAAUCCAUUCUGCGUCACUUAAUAAACGAAGCCCAGGACGCGAAGUUGAAGAGGACGGAGCUGAAACAGAGAGAAGUGGAGCCCGAAGAGGAAGAGAAUGUGGACGAGGACGAGGCGGACGUUGGUACCAUGGUUCAAGCAGGUGCCAAAGAUCUGAACACAAUGAAAGAGUUCAGUACGAUGAGCGAAGGAGCAGAUAGCACCAUGGUGGAAAAGGACAAGCUGGAGACCCAGAUGGGCACCAUGCUGAUCAACGAUGAAGAUGAGGAGGAAACGGGUACAAUGAAACAAUGUAGUGAGCCUGCAGAGCCAGCCAAACCCUCAUUCCUGGAAUAUUUUGAGCAGAAGGAAAACCAGUUUGGGACACCAGAAAAGACAACUCCAACCCCAUCUACAGACCCCUCAGAAUGGAAAAUACCACUUAAUGGAGACUAUAGCUUUCUGAAAGACUGGAGUGUAGGUGAGCUGCAGCUGAAACUGAAUUCUCUGGAUCCCAUGAUGGAGCGGGAAAUCGAGGAGAUCCAUCACAAGUACCAAGCCAAGCGCCAGCCGAUUCUGGAAGCCAUCGACUCCAAGAAACGUAGACAGCAGAAUUUCUGAAAGUUCUGACAUAUAUGGACCUCUGAUACACAUUCACCAUGACAUUAACUCAGGUUAUAUUGCUGUGACUUGCCAUUACAUGGAUUAGUACUUGAUUAUUAUUUUUUUAAAGACUUGGUACGUUUUCCAGUUGUUGUUUUUUAAGCAAAAAUGUUAUUUGAAAAGGCCGGUACAGAAUUUUUUAAAAAGUUCUAUAUUUUAAAACAAAUUACGUUUUCUAUAGCCCGAAUAGCCGAAGAGUUUUUACGCCGAUGUAAAUAAUUGUUUUGAUGUCAUGAUAUUUUUGGAGUAUCCAUUGUAAAAUAUGUACGUCCUUUGUUAAAUAAAACAAUCGAAUAAGA